Molecule: messenger RNA, 1586 nt
Organism: Lingula anatina
Lineage: Eukaryota; Metazoa; Brachiopoda; Lingulata; Lingulida; Lingulidae
Source: RefSeq, a predicted model, not a curated record
GAUGACUUGCAAAAAUAAUCCAGGCAACGUCGAUGCAACGUUACAUCACACGUUAAAUAUAAAAGCCCUAGCAGAAUUCCUUUACCUCACUUGUUUAAAGAAGAAAGGUAGAAACGGCGUAGGCAGACAUAACAGCCUGAAGAAAUAAAAGAAACUGAAGAAGAUACAGACACGCAGCUGAAAAUCUACACAGCUUAAAAAGGAUAGAAAACCAAGAUGUUUGCUGCUGCAGCAUUACGAGUGAAAGCCAACUUAGAAGAGAAGGACUCAAACACAGAAUCUGAGAUCCGCAGAUUUACCGUUGAACAGCAGUCAUCAGAAAGCACCUUAUUUUCCGGACUGAAGCAGAAGGUCUCUGAGGUAUUCCCAGCACUGCAAAACUCCCAGAAGUUUAAGUUGUAUUGGAAAGAUCCCGAGGAAGGUGAGAAAAUAGCAUUUUCCUCAGAGGAAGAAAUGAAAGAGGCCCUCUCUCAAGCACAGUCCAAAGAUGGCACCUUCAACAUAUAUGUGAAACGAGAUGAAAAACCAGAUCCCCAACAGGCUAUGACUGACUCCAACAGCCCAGUGUUAAAAGCUUUCAGAGAUGGUGCCAGAGCAGGCUGGGAUGACAGUUUUGGUACCCCAGACUCAGAGAAGAGGAAGCGCCACCCCUGGGGUCAUUAUGGUAGGCACUGGGGUGGUAGGGGGCGGCACGGCUGUAGAGGUAGGGGGAGGGGACCCUGGGGACCCAUGCAGCCACCACCCUUUCAUCCAGGGUUUGAAGAGGUGCGACCAUCCUUUCCACCCUCUUUUUACAUGGAGGAGGGCACAGAUGGUCACCCUCCCUUUUCACCCCCACCCCACAUGAUGCGAGGGAUGUGCCAUGGCUGGGGAAGAAUGCACCCCUAUAUGAAACCACACGCCAAAAAUGAUGAAGAAAAAACAGCACAGGGUGGCACAGCAGAUAAAGAAGGUGAAAACAACAGGGAAACACCAGACGUCAAUCUGUGUUUCUUUGAGAGUGGACCAACAGGCAGUGACCCACAGGGUGCUGGUGAAGAUGGAAGUGAGGUGGACUGGUCAUUUGGAGAGCCAGGACGAUUUGGGCAUCAUGGUCAUGGUUUUGGCCAUGGACACCUUGGCCAUCGUGGACACAGGGGAUGGUGUCAUUAUAUGCACCAGCUUCAUCAAGACUUUGACCACUGUCCAAGAUGUACCACCACAGAGUUUCCCCAAGCUGAAGAAAACCAAAAAGAAAAAGAGGCCAGCAGUGAUUGCGAUGCCAUGGACAUUGACACUAGCACUUUGGAGGGGGCUACGAAACAGCAAAUGGGCUACAAGGACAAGGAGUUCUCUGAAGGUCACGAGGCUAAAAUCAGCAAAGGCUUGCGGAAUCUGGAAUUGAGAGGUUAUCGCAAUGAUAAUGGUUGGCUGAGCAGACUUCUGGUGGAGCACCAGGGUGAUGUGAGGAAAGUGCUGGAGGUUAUUAAACCCAGGGAGAACUGAAGUGAUUUGGAUCAGAAGUUUGAAAAAAGUUCUUUAAUAAGAAAAAUUGUUUUGUAGUGACAUUACAAACAUGUUGUUAACUUGAUUAUGCUUAGCUUAAG